AGUCCAUCUGGACUAAAGCAGUGGACCGACAUUAGAAUCCAUAGAGCAGCACUGCUAGUGUGUCUAAAGAGACAAUAAAAGAAGAGACAGUCAUGUUGAUAUGAACAUCAGAGAAACACAUCAUGGAGCUGAAAUAUGAUCCUGGUUCAUAAUUUGGACUCGUUCACCUCAGCUGACACAAUCAGCAGCAGACAGGUUUUUGUAUCAGUUUGUUUCACUGUGGGAGGAUAUAGCUACUUCAUCUUUGGCUCUGGAACUAAACUGUAUGUAACAGAUGAGCAGGUGGUGAAGCCCGUGGUGAGCGUGUACCCAGCAGCAUCCAGAGCCCACCUGGAGGGGAAGAGCUCCCUGCUGUGUCUGGCCUCAGCCAUGUUUCCUCCUCUGGUCCAGUUCUCCUGGAAAAGACAAAAGGAGAACGGUCCUCUGGAGGAUCUGCCCCCUGCUGAGGGAGAGCAGCUGGAGUUCAAAGAGUUGGGAUGCACCGCCGCCAUCAGAGUGAUUGAUCGGGAUGCUCUCCCCACAUAUAAAUACCGCUGCUACGUCCAGCACGAGGGGGGCACAGUGGACCAAACAGAACAAGGGGUUUCUGCACCAACAUCACCUCCAACAUCACCUCCAACAUCACUUCCAGCAUCACCUCCACCAUCAACUCCACCAUCACCUCCACCAUCAAUUCCAACAUCACCUCCACCAGCAGCUUCAGUCCAGUCUCAGUGCAGGGUGAAGCUGCUCUGUCUGCUGUACACAGUGCUGAUAGUGAAGAGUCUGGUGUACUGCUGUGGACUCUCUCUGCUGAUGAUCCUCAGAAACAAGGGACCGUCCACCAACUGCACACAAGCUGACUGACUGUUUUCUGCUCGCCUUUUCUCACCAUCAAAUAUCAUCAAUUCAUCUCAUUUAUCACUUUGAUCAGCUGUCGGAAAUGUCAAUUAUGACGUGUUGUGGUUGGUUGUAAAAUCUUUCUUUUUACGAAUAGGUUAGAUACAGUCAUGCUAAAAAUAAAUACACAAAUAUAUUUGCAGUUACUAAGUACAAAUUCUGUGGUAUAGUGAUAUUUUAAUAGUUUAUUUCCACUUUUUGUGACUCAUAAUAAUAGAAAAUGAAGCUGAAUCAUUAGCUGUCUGGUAGAUAUUUUGUUGUUUAUAGUAUUUUUCUGUUCUCUUGUUUCUUUUUAAUACAUUAUGCAGAGUGUGGCAGGUUUGUCAAAGUCUUUCAGUGUAACAUUCUCAAUAAACUGAAAAAUCACA
Messenger RNA from Siniperca chuatsi (mandarin fish), 1247 nucleotides. RefSeq names its product immunoglobulin lambda-1 light chain-like. The record is from RefSeq and is a predicted model, not a curated record. Bases 136 to 846 code for a protein of 236 amino acids. NCBI's taxonomy places the organism in Eukaryota, Metazoa, Chordata, Actinopteri, Centrarchiformes, Sinipercidae. The transcript is spliced from 3 exons.